AUGCAAGUCCGCGUUGAGGGCGCUUCAGCCAACGGGCUUUACUCCCAAGCUCUGGUGGUUGGAAACAUGGUCUUCCUGUCCGGUGUUACUGGUGUUGACCCAGCGACGGGGAAGCUAGUUGAAGGAACAGUAGGCGAUCGCACAACUCAGAUCUUCAAAAAUAUUUCCAGAAUCCUGGAGGCUGCCGGAAGCAGUCUUCACAAAGUGAUCCGGGUCAACAUUUUCCUCACAUCCAUGUCUGACUAUGCCAUCAUGAAUGAGGCAUACUUGCAGGUCCUCAGUCAGGAUGUAAAACCGGUUCGAACGUGUGUGGCAGUGAAGGAGUUGCCACGGCUGACGGAUAUUGAGAUCGAAGUGACUGCAAUUUUGUAG
This is a messenger RNA of Fusarium vanettenii 77-13-4, 372 nucleotides long. RefSeq lists its product as uncharacterized. The transcript is spliced from 4 exons. The record is from RefSeq and is a predicted model, not a curated record. Bases 1 to 372 code for a protein of 123 amino acids. NCBI's taxonomy places the organism in Eukaryota, Fungi, Ascomycota, Sordariomycetes, Hypocreales, Nectriaceae. Gene Ontology annotation, molecular function: deaminase activity. Gene Ontology annotation, cellular component: cytosol; mitochondrion.